AUGACACGGAUCCCAUGUUGCCUGCUGGUCUUGAGACUUCCAGCAUCGCCUCUGUCGCGUCUGACUCUGGAGCCGUUUGCCAACACAGCCUGGUCUCCGUUGGAACCGGCGUUGAGGACAGUGUGUGUGGCGAGGCAGCCACCUCUGCUGGACAAGAAGAUGAGGUUCAGCGCCUCCGACAUAUGGUGUCGUCCCAGCAGCAGAGGACAUGCUUCGCUGAGAGCUGUGUGCGUCUUGCGAUUCGAACGAGCAUGUGUGUCAUGUCGGCAGCGAGAAUCUGUGAUGCCUAGUCGGCUCUCUAUGGAAGAUCCUUAUGCAGCCUUACUAGAAGACUGCGUGUUUGCGCCUCUGUCGCCACCGCUGUGGCAACCUCAUGCUUCUGAAAGAGCUUUGUGCGUACAUGUGUGUCUGUGUGUGUGUGUGUGUGUGUGUGUCUGUGUGUUUGCGCAUGACGAGUCUUAUGCGCACUGUCGAGCGAUCAUUUCGCAGAUGCCAAGGGCCAUGGAGUGCACAUCGUUGCAAGACAGGCGCCAAACUUCAAGUUUCUUGCUGUCCGGCGUCGGCGUGAAAAGAGAUUUCAGAGCUCUCUCGAAGCUGAGAGGAUCCUUUCCACGCCCAAGCGCCAACUCGAGACUGACGAGUGCAACGCCGCUUUCCAGCAGUGCCUUGACGAAGGUGCGCGCGCAGGGAGGACCACUACACUUUAGCUCCUUUAUGCGUCGGGAGCGAAGCCGUCAGGAGACUUCGGCGACGACGGCCGCAAAUUCCAACACACUUGUGGUUUGCACAGCCCUGCUGAUGCCUUAG
Messenger RNA from Symbiodinium sp. CCMP2592, 807 nucleotides. NCBI's taxonomy places the organism in Eukaryota, Dinophyceae, Suessiales, Symbiodiniaceae. The record is from the annotation of a GenBank genome assembly.